UGCAUGUCAUACGUUUUCACCCCCGUCUCCUCCCACCUCCCCCAUCCCCUCUCUACCUCUCCCUCUCAUUCGCCCACAUUCGCUCACUUUCUCCGCCAGGCUUCAAACACGCUGCAGGAUGUCCAUAGUGAAUAUUGUUGCCAGGGAGAUCCUGGACUCCAGAGGAAACCCCACUGUGGAAGUAGAUCUGCAUACAGCCAAAGGUCUGUUUAGGGCUGCUGUGCCCAGCGGCGCUUCCACUGGCAUCUAUGAGGCUUUGGAGCUCCGAGAUGGAGACAAGACUCGCUAUAAGGGCAAAGGUGUAACCAAGGCCGUCAGCCACAUUAAUGACACCCUUGGACCUGCCCUCGUCCAGUCGGGAAUCAAUGUGCUGGAGCAGGAGAAACUGGACAACAUGAUGAUCGAAAUGGAUGGCACUGACAACAAAUCUAAGUUUGGGGCCAAUGCUAUUCUGGGAGUAUCACUGGCCAUAUGCAAAGCUGGUGCAGCAGAGAAAGGUGUCCCCCUGUACCGUCACAUUGCAGAUCUAGCAGGAAAUGGAGAGCUGGUCUUACCAGUUCCUGCAUUUAACGUGAUCAACGGGGGCUCUCAUGCUGGCAACAGGCUGGCUAUGCAAGAGUUCAUGGUACUUCCUGUUGGGGCGGAGUCUUUCCGUGAUGCUUUGCGUGUGGGGGCUGAGCUGUACCAGACACUGAGAGGUGUCAUCAAGGAGAAGUAUGGUCAGGAUGCUACAAAUGUUGGAGAUGAGGGAGGGUUUGCCCCAAAUAUACAGGAGAACAGUGAAGCCCUGGAGCUGAUAAAGACGGCCAUAGAAAAAGCAGGCUUCACAGACAAGGUGGUGAUAGGGAUGGACGUAGCUGCUUCAGAGUUUUUCAUUGAGGGCAAGUACGACCUGGAUUUCAAGUCUCCGCCCAACGCUGCCCGCAACAUCAGUGCUGAGGAGCUGGCCAGCAUCUACCAGGGCUUCAUUAACAACUAUCCAGUUGUGUCUAUUGAAGAUCCUUUUGACCAGGACGACUGGCCUGCCUGGUCACAGUUCACAGCCUCAGUGGGCAUCCAGGUGGUUGGAGACGAUCUGACAGUCACUAACCCGCGCAGGAUACAACGAGCCGUGGAGGAAAAGGCCUGCAACUGCCUGCUGCUUAAAGUCAACCAGAUUGGCUCUGUCACAGAGGCCAUCAAGGCGUGUAAGCUGGCCCAGGAGAACGGCUGGGGUGUGAUGGUGAGCCACCGCUCAGGAGAAACAGAGGACACUUUUAUAGCUGACCUGGUGGUUGGUCUCUGCACUGGACAGAUCAAGACUGGAGCUCCCUGUCGAUCAGAACGUCUGGCCAAAUACAACCAGCUCAUGAGGAUCGAGGAAGAGUUGGGUGACCAGGCCCGCUUUGCUGGGCACAACUUUCGCAACCCCAGUGCCCUCUGAGCGCCAGCGCUGAAGACAGUGUGGCACGCAAGACAGCAAAAUACAUACACAUCAUGUUAUAUUUCACAGGUACAUAUAAUGAGAUAGUGACUCAACUAAUUCAGCAAAGCCCUAAAUACACCAAAACACAUUAAAGACUAGUUAGUUUUAAAAUAACUAAAACACAUAGAUAAUGCACUGUAGUUACAGUAUAUUGACCUGACGCUUCAGCAAGUGAUUAACUUUAUUGAUCACAGCCGGUUGCAGCAAAUCCUGAACAAAGUGUUUCACUCUCAGCACAGACUUACACCUUCCUUAUCGCAGUUGUUCCUUUCUUUCGCUCUUCUGAUCUCUCUGACUGUCUCCUCAUGAUUCACUGCAGAAGCGUUUUGAUCUUUUGUGCCCUGUUGUUUCCUCUUCCUCCUGUUACUCAUGUUGUUUCUGAUGUGAAUUCUCCGCAGCUUGCUACAAAAAUCGUGUCUGUUACUUUGUCUGUUUAAGGUUAAACUCAAUAAAGAUAUGUAUCCAUGUUAACUCAAA
Lates calcarifer (barramundi perch) is the source of this 1942-nucleotide messenger RNA. RefSeq names its product gamma-enolase. The record is from RefSeq and is a predicted model, not a curated record. The coding region runs from base 119 to 1423 and encodes 434 amino acids. Gene Ontology annotation, cellular component: phosphopyruvate hydratase complex. Lineage: Eukaryota; Metazoa; Chordata; Actinopteri; Centropomidae. Gene Ontology annotation, molecular function: phosphopyruvate hydratase activity; magnesium ion binding. Gene Ontology annotation, biological process: glycolytic process. The transcript is spliced from 13 exons.